This is a messenger RNA of Meloidogyne enterolobii, 1272 nucleotides long. Lineage: Eukaryota; Metazoa; Nematoda; Chromadorea; Rhabditida; Meloidogynidae. The record is from the annotation of a GenBank genome assembly.
AUGAGUUUUCGAAAUCGGCGUAAAAGUUCUGGGCCGAGUUCUAAUUUUAUGUCAAUUCGACGCCGUUCAAGUGCGACACAAAGAGAUUUUGAAAUUUUGAUGUUUCAAAAAAAACAAAGAUUUCCUGAUUGGUUAUUAAUUAUUAUAAUGCUUGGAGGGCCUGUUUGUUUAAUUCUUUUUAGUUUAGAAAUAACAUCAAAUAAUUAUAUUGAGUUAUUUUCACUUUCUGGGCCUUUAAUUGUUUUAUUAGUCUCUCAACUUCAACUUUUCUUUUUAUGGCAUAUCCCAGCAAAAGAAUUAAUUCAACUUACAGAAGAAGACCCCCCACAACCAAUUAAACAUAAAAAUACUUCUUUCGAAUCUUGUAUUUUAAUUUGUUUAAUUUAUUUGUUUGGGGCUCUUUUAAAUUUAUAUCCAGGAGAAUUAGUAUUUAUUCAUUGGACAUCAAUUUUGGCUUCUUUAAGCAUUUUUUGUGUUUUACUUUUAUUAUUAAUUUUUCUUUUUCUUCCAUCCCAAGAAGAUCAACGUUUUGAUUUUUCUGUAAUUUCACAAAUAUUUUAUGGUCGCCAACUUCGACCUGUUUUGUUAACUGUUGACAUUAAAGCUUUUAUUACUUGUAGAAUUGGGUUUACAUUUUGGGCAUUAUAUUUAAUUUCUUCAAUUUUUGAAUAUCAAAAACUUUAUCCAAAUGAAAAACCUUCAUUCUCUUUAUUAACAACAUUUUUCCUUCAAUUUUUUUAUGUUUUGCGUAGACAAUGGUUUGAACAUUUACAUACAGGAUUGGAUAAUAAAAAUGAUAGAGCUGGUUUCUAUAGAAUUUGGAUGGAACCAGAAUUUGAACGUUCUUCCCCCCUUUUGUGUGGAAUUUUAUUUUUAUUAGGUUUAGUCUUUCAAUGGAUUAAUACAACGAUUGAUUUACAAAAAUAUAAUUUUCGUCAAAAUAUUGGCCAAUUAAAAAUUGAUGGGAAAGAUCCUUUUUAUAUUUGUGCAAGAUAUAGAAGAGAAGGGGGAGAAAUGGGAACAACUUUAUUACUUGGAAGUGGUUAUUGGGGUUUAUGUAGACAUCCAAAUUAUUUAACAGAAUUUUUUACAUUUCUUUGUUGGACAUUACCUUGGAAUGAUUUAUUAAUUUAUUUACCUUUAAUUAGUUUAUUUUUAAUUCUUUGGUGGAGAAUGGUUAGAGAUGAAAUAAGAUGUUCAAUUAAAUAUGGACAAUUUUGGAUACAACAUUGCCAAAGAGUACCCUAUUUGUUAAUUCCAGGAAUUUAUUAA